This is a messenger RNA of Macadamia integrifolia, 1251 nucleotides long. Its product is annotated as chlorophyll(ide) b reductase NOL, chloroplastic. Gene Ontology annotation, molecular function: oxidoreductase activity. The record is from RefSeq and is a predicted model, not a curated record. Lineage: Eukaryota; Viridiplantae; Streptophyta; Magnoliopsida; Proteales; Proteaceae. The coding region runs from base 113 to 1162 and encodes 349 amino acids. The transcript is spliced from 12 exons.
CUAAAAGACUAGAAAACUAUCUAUAAAGCCGCACUUGCUCGAAGAACCAGCUUCCUUUUAUCCAAUUAACAGUUCACUUGGGUACUUCCUUCUGUCGUGCUCCAAAUCUCCAAUGUCAUCUCUUCAUUUUCCCACCAUUUCCCUUUCUCCUCUUCCCGCUAAAACUCAAGCUCGUCUCGUCUCUUUAGUCCGUUGUCACUCCGACCGUUUUCGUCAACCGACCUAUGCCUUCCACCGUCGUUGUCUGGAACUCGGGCGUCGCGUGUCGAGUCCGAACCUUCACCGAAUCACGGCAGAAGCUUCUCCGACGAGAAGCCCUAUGGUUCCUCCUUAUAAUGUAUUGAUCACUGGUUCCACUAAAGGAAUAGGAUAUGCGCUUGCUAAAGAGUUCCUAAAAGCAGGUGACAAUGUUUUAAUCUGCUCUAGAUCAGGUCAACGGGUGGAGUUGGCAGUUCAAAACUUGAGGCAGGAGUUCGGGGAGCAGCAUGUGUGGGGUACUACCUGUGAUGUUAAAAAAGGGGAUGAUGUCAAAGAUUUAGUAGCAUUUGCCCAUGAUAAGCUCAAAUACAUUGAUAUAUGGAUUAAUAAUGCAGGAUCAAAUGCAUACAGCUUUAAGCCAUUGGCAGAAACUUCAGAUGAAGAUCUUAUAGAAGUUGUUACAACAAACACACUUGGUCUAAUGAUAUGUUGCCGAGAGGCAAUAAAGAUGAUGUUGAACCAGCCUCGAGGAGGUCAUAUUUUCAACAUUGAUGGGGCUGGUUCAGAUGGAAGACCAACUCCAAGAUUUGCUGCAUAUGGGGCAACAAAACGUAGUGUAGUUCACUUGACAAAGUCAUUACAGGCUGAAUUACAGAUGCAAGAUGUUAAAAAUGUUGUGGUGCAUAACCUAUCGCCCGGUAUGGUUACAACUGAUCUUCUCAUGGCUGGGGCCACUUCAAAGCAGGCCAAAUUUUUCAUUAAUGUUUUAGCAGAACCAGCAGAAGUGGUUGCAGAAUAUCUCGUUCCAAGCAUCAGAUCCAUCCCAAGCAAUGGUUCCAUGAAACCAACCUACAUUCGUUUUCUCACUGGGUUGAAGGCCUGCUCCCAGAUAUUCUCAGUUAAGAAAAGUCAUUUAUUUCUUAUACAGAAACCUUUUUUUUUUUUUAUUUCGCAACUCAAAUAAUUGUAUGCAGUCCUUAAGUUCAUAGAUGGUUUGUUGCUAAUUGAUUUUAUUGUUCUCUUCUUUCUUUCACCCUUUUUAAAUUUCUUUGU